Molecule: messenger RNA, 4707 nt
Organism: Oldenlandia corymbosa var. corymbosa
Lineage: Eukaryota; Viridiplantae; Streptophyta; Magnoliopsida; Gentianales; Rubiaceae
Source: the annotation of a GenBank genome assembly
UAGGAAGAUGAUGAUGGUGAUGAAUUGAUAUCAUCCAAAUAAAUGGCCUUUUGCUGUAAUCAUAGAAAGAGAAGAGCCAAAUUUCGAUUUAAUUGAAAGUACAAGGUCACAAUAAUAACAACUAUUUUAUCCUCUAAAGUCCCGUCUCUGCCGCCGCCUCCUCCUCCCUCGUCUGAACGUCUCUCCGUCCUCACUCCUUUUACUCCAAUCUCUGGUUGUUCUGUUUGUGCAACCACAAAACUCCUUCCCGAAACGAUGAAAAUAAACCUCCAAAAUUUUCCCUACUUGAAGUCAACGGAUCUUCACUGAGUAAUCAGAUCCCGUCCGUAUUUCAUACCCGCGCCCGUGUCUUGUCGUGUCGCCACGGGCAUUCCCCACAAAAAGGAGAGUCCCGUUAACAGAAGACAGAAUCGCGAGGAUUUCUCCAGUGUACGGACUCAGAGAGAUAAUCUUCGCUUGAAUUGAGUUUGAUAAAGUUUACUCUUUUGGAAAUUUUGAAUUUGUCUUAGAAUUAGAGGAUUUUUAUACUGGAGAAGAAGGAAGGAUGGGCGACGAGGACUUCAAUGGGCAAAUUUUGGCUGAGAAGCUUACCAAACUUAAUAGUUCGCAACAAAGCAUAGAGUGUAUCCUUUCUACUAUAUAGAUGUAGUGUCAUAAAAUCAUUCAAAGCCUCUUGAGGUUUCUGAAUUUUUAGUAUCCGGGUUAUGGAAAGGUUGCAUGAUUUUGUAUGCUUUAUUUAUUUAUUUUUGUUUUUUAAGUUAAGGCAAACUUUACAGAAAAUACUAGACUGAAAUAUCUUGUUUGAAAGUUUAGGCAAUUCAACUUUCAGGAAGUAGAGAUUUCAAUUCAGAAUACUCCCAUGUUCUUGUAAGUGUGAGUGUUUUUUUUUUUUAUUUAUUUUAUUUUAAUUUUAUUUAUUUAUUUUGGGGUUUUCUCCUUUUUGUCUUUUCUUUCUCAAUUUAUGGUAAAUUCAAUUGGGAAUUGGCGUUCACGUAGGAUAUUCUUAAGGAGUGCUGGAAUAUGCGCCCUUUUUUGUAAAGCUGACUGAUAAAUUGAUUCCAUUUUGGUGUUGAGUACUUCCUGUGAUGUCCGGUCUCUUUAUUUUCUAAGCAUUAGACACUUGAAAUCCACUUGGCAUUGAUAAUGUCUUCUAUUUAAACUGGCUACUGUGUAUGGCCUAAGUAAGUCAAUACCUCCUUUCUCCAAGAUCUUUCUGGAAUGCAGUUCUAUCCUUUUGAUAUUUCUUUGGUUGGGGGACCGCUGGGAACCCAGCAGAGAUGGGUAAACCCAUGCCCACUGCAAUAGCCUGCAAGUAUCAAGCCUCCCAUCAUUCUUUUUGGAGGUGGUGGUUGAAUUUAGGACCUCUUCUUUUGAGAGUAAGGGUGGUUUCACCAUUGAACCAACACGUCAUUCAUCCUUUUAGUAUCUAAGCGGCAUAAUCUACAUAUCGGAACAGUUUUUUAAAGUAUAAUUAAUCACUACUUAUCAAGAUUGAUUACUCUUCGGUAUUAUUAUAUGUUGUCACCUCGAAUACACGACAAUCUUGUUGGAAAAUCAUUGUAAGCUAAUCUUCCAUUGCUAGUCCUUGAUAGGAAGGUAACUUUUUUCUGCCUAACAAAACUUUUAAGAUGCGACACGUGAUUUACCAACAUUUGUGUUGUUUUGUUAUUAUUAUCAUUUUUAUUCUUAUUACAUUUGUGUUGGAGUGUACAAUUCUUAACCUUAGUUUUUUGUCAGAUUGAAAAGAUUGUUCCCGUUUAGGGUCUACGUUGGAGUGUACAUUUUGAUAUGUUUAUAUCUGAGCACACGUAAAUGCUUUCAUCAUUUAUAUAUUUAUGCAUUACAUCUUGUUCCAAUUCUUGUUUGACUAUGUAUUUGCAUGGUCAAAUGUGGAAUAUGUGGCACGGAAAACUGUUUUUUUUUAGAUAUCGACAUGGUCUUUAUCGAUAUUGAAAAAUAAUGUGAUAGGUAUUAGAAAGAAUAAGUUAAAAAGUAUACUAUAUGAUAGCCAUAAAAAAUCUGUAAAACCUGUGAUAAAAUGAGUAAGGCUGGCAAUGGGGAUAAUAGUAAAAUCUAUAUUUAUGAGGUUUGGACUUGCACAUACCUAAUGUAAGAUGUAUAUUAAGAUUUUUUUUUUAACCCAAGUAAAAAGGGUUUCUCCCAUAUCCGUUGGGGUUCCUGCUGUUACCCAAAAACGGGGGAGGGAAGAGGAGGAACAGGACAAGUUGAGAAAUAGAUUUUUAUUACUUAUUUGCAUGGUGGGGAAAUAGAGAAGUUCUUAAUGCUGUUCACAUUAUUUUAACUAUGAUUUGGGUAACUGAUUUGCAUGGUUAUGAAAUGGAGUGUGAUUUACAUACUGUUUACCACACCCAAAAUGUUAGUCUUUGACUUUUGUGAAUUUUGGAUUUAUGUGUUGUUCGUGUCUGCUUGUGACGUAUUGCAAUGUUUCUAGGAACUACUUGCUCUAACUUCUGAUGAUGCUGUUAGAAUCAUGCAACUAUCAGUGGAUAUUUCUAAAUUAAUGUCAGUACUCAAUGAAAAAAACCAUUGUUUUUUGAUUCUUUAAAGAUAUUUAUUCAAUAAUGCAGGUAAAACAGUGUUUUUUUUUCAUAAAUUUUAGAAUUCUGUUUUUUUUUUUUUUUUUUUGGGUGGCAUUAUUGUUUUUCAAUUUUUCACUUAACGUCUACUCAGCGUUGUCUCGGUGGUGCAUUACUCACCGGAAGAAAGCUAAACUAAUUGUUGAAACUUGGGAUAAAAUUUUCAAAUCUGCACCACGCGAGCAGCUUGUCUCAUUUCUAUAUUUGGCCAAUGAUAUUCUGCAGAAUAGUAGGCGUAAGGGUAGUGAGUUUGUCAAUGAAUUCUGGAAAUUCCUCCCUGCAGCGUUGAAGAAUGUUUAUGCCAAUGGUGAUGACAGUGGGAAGAAAGCCGCCUCCAGACUGGUUGAAAUUUGGGAGCAAAGAAAAGUUUUUGGAUCAAGGGGUCAAAAUCUUAAAGAUGACAUCCUGGGCAGGAAUCAUCCUCUUCCUCCUAAUCCUCCUGCUCCAACCGUGUCCAAUGGCAAGACCUCAAAUCCUAUUAAAGUUGUGAAGAGAGACACUCAAUUUUUAAGAAUAAAACUAGCUGUCGGAGAUUUGCCAGAAAAAAUUAUUUCUGCAUUUCAAUCAAUGUACGAUGAAAUAGUGAAUGAAGAAGUGGCCUUAAACAAGUGCAGAACUGCAAUUUCCCAGGCUAAAGUACUUGAGAAUGACAUUGAAAGUUCUUCUUCUCAAGGGAACCUGGUGGAUUCUGAUCUGGCAGAAAAGAUACAAGAGCAGGAAAACACGCUGAGGUAUUGUGUUAGUCUACUUGAAAAUGCUGCAGCAACCAGGCUUGCCUUGGCUUUGCAGCUUAAGGAGGCCCUUCAGGAUCAAGAAUCAAAACUGGAGAUUAUCCAGCAUGAACUGCAGGUUGCCCAUGGUCAGUUAGAGCAAGCAGUAUGUGCAAAGCAGAAAUUAUCUUCUCAUUCUGUUUCGCAAGCCCCAGCAGUUAACCCACUUUUUGAGGGAGCAAAGGCUGCAGAAGCAAGCUUGUGUGCUACUAUGUCAUCAAAUACUCCGCUCAUUGCAGUCCAUCCUUCACCUAGCUUGCCUUCUACAAUGUCAACAAAUGCUCCGCCUAUUCCGCCAGUCCUUCCCCCUGCUUUUUCUUCAAAACUCAAUGAAGAGGAUAGCAAGAAGGCUAUGGCGGCUGCUGUUGCAGCAAAACUUACUGCCUCUACAUCCUCGGCACAGAUGCUUACCUCGGUCCUAUCAUCCCUUGCUGCAGAAGAAGUUGCUUAUGGCUUGAAUUCUACUAGAUCCUCAUCCAGUUUACCUUUUUUUGGUUCUCCCGAGAAAAGGCUGAAAUUGGAUGAACAUGUGUCUGGUUCUGAUGUGGAACAUUAUGAGGAAAAUCAUUCUACAUUUUUUGCUUCCAUGCAACAGAAUGUGAAUAUUGUUCCUGUUGCUCCUUCCAAUGGCAUCCAACAUGUAUCCCAAGGAAUACCAAUUCCACCAUUUGCCCACCAGCAAGCACCUCCAUCUAUACCUCCCGCGAGCUCUGCUGCUUCUCAAAUAGGCCAAUCAGCUGCUAUGAUGGCAGGUGUUAUGCCUUAUGGCUAUGCCACCGGUAACCUUCCUCUACCUCCACCUCCACCUUCCCAUCUUCAAUUGGGAUUUGCUAGGCCUGCUUCUGCACAGAAUCUGCAAGCACCACCACAGCAACUUCCGAACCAACAGUCUCAACCGCAACAGGGAGCUAGUGGAGGAUAUUAUCGGCCUCCAGGCAUUGGAUUUUAUGGGCAAACUCAGCAACCGGCCGCACCUCCCUUACCUAGGCAAUGAGAAGUACCUUUUAGAAGAAUAGGUACCUUAUCCUUUUGUAUAUUAAUAGGACGCUGAUGUGAAGCAUUUGGAAACUUCAGGAUUUAGCUUUCUAGUGUUUCCCCAGUCUUAGUGGUUAUUCCUCUUUUUAACCUUCACCCAUCACUGCUCGGAAGGUGGUUGGAGUACUAUGUACUAUGUAGUUUGUAUUAUUAACUUACGUGUGAAAAUAUUACUUAGUUCGAGGAAAUUAUGCCUACAUUGCUCUCAGCCUUCUUCCGAAGGGAGAAGUUGCAUCUAAUUUUUCUGUGCAGGUUGAAAUAUUCUGUUAGGAAUAUAGAUAGACGGGCAUCGAAGUUCAUUGGCA